Klebsormidium nitens is the source of this 2203-nucleotide messenger RNA. Lineage: Eukaryota; Viridiplantae; Streptophyta; Klebsormidiophyceae; Klebsormidiales; Klebsormidiaceae. The record is from the annotation of a GenBank genome assembly.
GUCCUUGGCCCUGGCCCUGGGCCUGGGCUUGAGUACGGUACCAUGCAGUAGCCUUUGACAUGGUUGACUGGCUCUGAUCAGGGGAGUGCGGCGCCUUCCUUAGCUGCGUACCCCUGUGCCAGGGACCUGAGCCUUCCUUAAAAUUUCUUGUCUUCGCAGCAGGGCAGGACAGAGGCGAAAGAAGCAAAGAGGACAACGGGCCAAGGUUCUCAACUUCUGGUGCCGUACCUGAGAAGGGUCUGUGCUGGUGCCGCUGCAUGGGUUUGGGUUGUUAGACCAGGAUCGUGUGUGAUUUGCGGGGAACCUCAACCGUCCGCUUUGCAUGCCAGCGGAUUGACAGGGAAAGGGGACAAUUCACUGAAAAUGGUGGCCGAUAAGAACUCCGUGACAAAGGAGCAGCAUGAGCGCCAUAAGAAGAUUCUUGAUGCUCUCCUAAAGCAGCCUGAGAAUCGGUGCUGCGCCGAUUGUGGAAGCAGGGGUCCAAGAUGGGCCAGCGUCAACCUUGGGGUUUUCCUUUGCAUUCAGUGCUCUGGCAUUCAUCGGAGCCUGGGAGUCCACAUUUCGCAGGUCCGCUCUGCGACGUUGGACACAUGGCUGCCCGAUCAAGUUGCAUUCAUUCAGUCGAUGGGGAACCAGAAAGCGAACGAGUAUUGGGAGGCGGAAUUGCCGAGUAACUUCAAGAGGCCCAGCGAGCAGGACCGGCCGGCUGUAGAGAGCUUCAUUCGUGCCAAGUAUGAACGGAAGGCCUUCGUUGCGCGAGAGCGCCGCCGCUCGAAGGAGGACCGGCCCGCCUCCCGGCACGAAGGAGGCUACAACUCGGAUCACGGGCCCGCCUCCAGACCUCCCCAGCAUGAGGAGCGCAGAGGGGGCGCAGGGCCGUCACAAGCGGCGCCUGCAAGACCAACUAUGGCAGUCAAGGUCCCGCUCCCUCGCGCCGCUGCCUCGCCUGCCGCCGCUGUCCCCGCCCCCCGCGUUGCCACCUCGACCGCGCCCCCCCCAAAAGUGGAGUCCGCCCCCGCGCUUAUGGACCUUCUCAGCCUGGCGGACUCUCCGCCCAAGGCCCCUACUUCGAAUACGACAGCGGCCCCAGUACCCGCUGCUGCGCCUGCGGCGAAUGCGGGGGGGUGGGCCGCGUUCCCGGAGCCAGGACAGGCUGCAGCGCCUGCGGCGGCCCCGAGUGCCGCCGCAACCGCACCUGCCACGUCAGCACCCGCUGGCGUGCCUGCCAGCACAAUGUCCGCGCUGACCGACCUGUUCACUGCCUCGACACCUGGCGGCCCUGCCACGUCAGCACCCGCCGCCGCCACGCCUGAGAAGCCGAAGAAGAACGCUACUGACAUUAUGAGCCUGUUCGAUCAGGGCUCCCCAUUCAUGAACCCCCAACAGGCGCAGCUCCAGCAACAGAUGAUGUAUAUGCAGCAGCAGCAGAUGGGCGGCAUGCCAGGUGUCUACCCUGGCGCGAUGCCAGGUGUCGCUAUGCCAGGUGUCGUGCCCGGAUCCAUGCCAGGUGUCGUUUCAGGAGCAAUGCCAGGUGUCGUCCCAGGGGGCAUGCCCGGCAUGUUCCCUCAGCCGGGGGCGCACGCUUCGCCGGAGCCGUCGUCGAGCCAUAUGCCCGUGGGGGGUCCUUUCGUGCCAGGGAUGAUGCCGGGUUUCGCUCCAUACGCCCAGGGGAUGCCACCGGCAGGCUUUCCAGGGUUCUAUGCUGCCCAUCAACCGGGUUUCGCGGGCCCCUACAGUCCGGCACAGGCGGGCGGCCCUCUAGGAGGCCUUGGCGGGCCCGAGCAAUAUCAGCCCCAAGCACCCGCAGCGGUACCCAGCGGGCCUGCGAAAAAGGACGCCCCGGGGGCACAAUACGAUUUCUCAGAUCUGCAGGCAUUCGCCAAGUAGGAGAGAAAGCAUAAGUAUGUAGGAUGCACAUUGACAUUGGACUGUCAAGGUAUUGAAACUCUGAAGAGAGGCUCUAUACUGCAAUUGGAGAUGUAGGUUGUAGUUGUAAGGCGGCAGCAGCUACAGUAAACUGAGGAUUGAAGGUCAUCCUGAUCAGUCGCAGGACGUAAAAGUGCGGCGUUAUUCUUUCCGUGCUUAAGUAAUGUGACCACGACUUAUUCUGUGGCAAUCAAGCAAAAUGUAUUGAUGGGUCGUUUGGUAGCCCGUCAAAUUGAUGGCCAUGCUAUCAUGGUACUAUUCCGCCUUUUUACCGGAC